UUAAAGAUAGCCUCCUGCUAUUUAUACAGAUCUGCGUGAGGGCAUGGGCUGACUGACAGGAUGACGUGCUGCAGCUUGUAGACCACAGCUUUCUGUGACUUUACUAAGCACACCCUAAAACUCCACUGGAGAGCUUUCCCCGCCCACAGCAGACCGUCUACUAGUCAACCAUACUUCUCUUUCUUCUUCCUUAAGCUGCUUUCUGUUCCUCUGCGUCUUGUCCGUUUUUUUUUCUUUUUUUUUUUUAAUAUUCAUAUUCAGUGUGGUUGGCGAACAACGGGGCAGGGAUGGCGGAGCUGGAGGGCCUGGAGUUCGGGAAGUCAGACUUUGUGCUCCUGGAUGAGGUGACGAUGGAGCAGUUUAUGGAGAAUCUGAAGCUGAGGUUUGAGAAGGGUCGUAUCUACACCUUCAUCGGAGAGGUAGUCGUCUCCGUCAACCCGUACAGAGAGAUGGACAUCUACGGCAAAGAGACCAUUGAUGCGUACCGAGGCCGGGAGCUGUACGAGAACCCUCCUCACCUGUACGCGGUCUCCGAUGCUGCCUACAAGGCCAUGAAGAGACGUGCCAAAGAUACCUGCAUCGUCAUAUCAGGUGAAAGUGGGGCAGGAAAGACAGAAGCCAGUAAAUACAUCAUGCAGUACAUAGCAGCCAUCACAAACCCGAGCCAGAGGGCCGAGGUCGAGAGUGUGAAGAAUGUGCUGCUCAAGUCCAACUGCGUGCUGGAGGCCUUCGGGAACGCCAAGACGAAUCGCAACGACAACUCCAGCCGCUUCGGCAAAUACAUGGACAUCAACUUCAACUUCAACGGCGAUCCCACCGGGGGACACAUCAACAACUACCUGCUGGAGAAGUCCAGGGUGGUCCACCAGCAGGACGGGGAGAGGAACUUCCACUCGUUUUACCAGUUGCUGCGCGGAGGCUCAAACGAGAUGCUGGAGUCAUUUCAUCUACAGAACGAUCCUGCGGUCUAUACGUACACCAAAGAGGGCGCUGCAAUCUCCACCACCAACAAUGAUCGAACCAGCCACAAAGCAGUGAUGAGUGCCCUCACAGUGAUUGGCUUCUCAGAGGAGGAGAUCAGCUCAAUAUACAAGAUCCUGGCCACCAUUCUGCUGCUGGGUAACAUGCAGUUUGAGAGUGACGGUGAGAGCGUUCAGAUUGUGGGACUGGAGGCCAUCAGCCACAUCUCUGAGCUGACGGCCACAGAGCCAGAGAGCGUCAGUAAGAGCCUGCUGUACCGCACCGUGGCCACCGGGGGCGGCGAGGUCAUCGAGAAGGGGCACUCGGAGCAGGACGCCUGCUUCGGUCGGGACGCUUUCGCCAAGGCUCUUUAUGAGAGGCUUUUUGGCUGGAUCGUGAGCCGCAUCAACGGCGUCAUUGAAGUCAAAGACUACAACCCGAUGCUUCACGGGAAAAACACAGUCAUCGGCGUGCUGGACAUCUACGGCUUCGAGAUCUUUGACAACAACAGUUUUGAACAGUUCUGCAUCAACUACUGCAACGAGAAGCUGCAGCAGCUCUUCAUCGAGCUGAUCCUCAGACAGGAGCAGGGAGAAUACCAGAGAGAGGGCAUCACCUGGCAACAUAUCGACUACUUCAACAACCAGAUCAUCGUGGACCUCGUGGAGCAGCCACACAAAGGCAUCAUCUCCAUCCUGGACGAAGCCUGCCUCACCGGGGGGAACGUCACCGACACAGUCUGCCUGGACAGCAUGGACACCAAACUGGCCCAGCACCCCCACUACACCUCCCGCAAGCUCAGCCCCACGGACAAAACCAUGGACUUCCAGAAACACUUCCGUAUUCGUCACUACGCCGGAGACGUCACAUAUUCAGUGGAGGGGUUCUUGGACAAAAACAAGGACAUGCUCUUUCAAGACUUCAAGCGUCUCAUGUACAACAGUGCCAACCCCGUCCUGAAGGAGAUGUGGCCAGAUGGUCAUCUGAGCAUCACCGAGGUCACCAAGCGACCUCUGACCGCAGCCACCCUCUUCAAGAACUCCAUCGUGGCCUUAGUGGAUAAACUGGCCUGCAAGGAGCCGUACUACGUGCGAUGCAUAAAGCCCAAUGAGAUGAAGUCUCCAGUGUUGUUCGACGACGCGCGCUGCCAGCACCAGGUGGCCUACCUCGGCCUGCUGGAGAACGUGAUGGUGCGCAGGGCGGGCUUCGCCUACAGGCAGCCGUACGACCGCUUCCUGCAGCGGUAUAAAAUGACUUGUGAGUACACCUGGCCGCAGCACCUGAUGGCCUCGGACAGAGAGGCCGUGGAGACCAUCGUCAUCCAGCACGGCUUCCAGGACGACGUGGCGUACGGACACACCAAGCUGUUCGUCCGAACGCCGCGGUCCCUCUUCACGCUGGAGCAGGAGCGAGCCGCCCUCAUCCCCAUCCUGGUGCUCUUCCUGCAGAAGGUGUGGCGCGGGGCUUUAGCUCGCAUGAGGUGCCGGCGGAUGAGGGCCAUCUACGCCAUCAUGGGCUGCUAUAAGCGCUACAAGGUGAAGGCCCACUUCUGGGAGGUGGAGAGGAGGUUCGCUAAUGUGCGAACCAUGGCCGACUAUGGAAAGAGCGUGGACUGGCCGACCCCGCCUGCAGCCUUGUCCCAGUUUCACAACAUCACAGUCAUGCUGCACCGCAGGUGGUGGGCGAGGCAAAUCGUGAAGAACAUCCCCCCGUCCGACAUGCUGGAGGUUCGGAGCAAAGUGGCAGCUCUGACGGCUCUGAGCGGGGAGAGGAAGGACUGGGGGGUCAGCAGGCCCUGGGAGAGGGACUACCUGGCAAACGUGCGAGACUGCCCGCAGACCAGCUCCAACUUCACCCGCGUCUCCAAGGAGCUGAGAAACAAAGACGAGUACAGUCAGGUCCUCUUCUCCGGCUUCUGUCGGAAGGUGAACAGGUUCAACAAAAGCACAGACCGAGGCCUGCUCGUCACAGACAAGUAUGUCUACAAAUUAGAGCCGAAGAAACAGAGCUUCCUGGUUUUGAAGAGGCUUCCUUUGGAUGGCUUUACAGGACUGAGCGUGACCAGCGGCGCCGACCAGAUGGUGGUGCUCCACACGUCCUCUCAGGACGACGUCCUGCUGUGUCUGCAGCGAGGGGCGCUGUGCCCCAACCAGGACCGAGUGGGCGAGCUGGUGGGAGCCAUGGUGGACCACUUCACACGCAUAAAGAAAGUCCAGUUGCCCGUGAAGGUUUGCCGCUCCGGCGUGCAACUUCACAUGCGAGGCAAACCGAAGAGCGUCAGCGUGGAAACCAAACCCGGCCAGACCAGCGCCGACUUCAAGAAGAGCCGAGACGGUUUCACGCUGUUCGUCCCCGGGAACUAACGAGGCCGUCCGACUGAUCCGCUGCCAACAGCAGUGUCGACGUCCGAACUGGUCAAAACGUCAGCGAGGUUCAUGAAGAUGUAAAUAUGUGACUCUUACUAGGAUUGUUCAAAUAUUUUUUCACAAGUGUUUUAGCAUAUUGACAUAUCGCAGAGUUGCUGGCAGAGUCGGCUUCUUUAAUCUCGAGUUGCAGGAUGAAGAUUGCAAAAGUGACGAAUAGCUGUAGAGGCACAUUUGAAGAGUUGAACAAGUUAAUGUAGAGUCUCACGCUACAUGUGAUACUGUCUUUGCUUCUGCUCUUACCAAAGAAGAUGUUCUUUAAUUGAAAAACGCAACAUAACCAUAUAGGCACUUUUUUUAAAAAUGUCAAAUGUGUACAUCAUGAUGCGUGAAAACAAUCAACACGAAACGUUUCAGAUAUAUUUUUGUACAUUGAGUUCUUUUUUUUUUUUUUUUCUAUGCCGUGUGUCAUGCUGUUGUCUUAGAAAAAGGCAAACUGUGAUGAUUAUUCCAUGUCAGAAGUGAUAAAAAAGAAGAGAGAGGAACAGCGGAAGAAAAAUAAAUUAUUCAAGAUUUACUAAA
Molecule: messenger RNA, 3905 nt
Organism: Acanthopagrus latus (yellowfin seabream)
Lineage: Eukaryota; Metazoa; Chordata; Actinopteri; Spariformes; Sparidae
Gene: myo1g
Product: myosin IG
Exons: 22
Coding region: 288-3323 (1011 amino acids)
Biological process (GO): actin filament organization; vesicle transport along actin filament
Cellular component (GO): actin cytoskeleton; cytoplasm; vesicle
Molecular function (GO): actin filament binding; microfilament motor activity; ATP binding
Source: RefSeq, a predicted model, not a curated record